GUUUUAUGGCCGGAAGAUGGUGAGUAUCUUGAUGUCGAACGCCAAGUUUGAUGCAUUUCUGAAGCAGUGCCUGCCAUCCCACGACUUGCGGAAGGUCAUGGCGGCCAUUAAACAGCGGGGACUAGAAGAGAGUGAUGAACUGCCGUCUGCCAAAGGCCACAAGGUGUCGAGGAGUCUGGCCGUGUGUGAGAACGGGCUGCCCGGUGAGGACGGGCUCAGCUCCAAUGGCCCGAGGCUGGCGGGGCUGCGCUCUUCCCGGCGCGGUGGCUCGGAGAUGGCGGAGCAGCUGCGGGAGCUGACACGGCUGCUGGAGGCCAAGGACCACCAGUCUCGGAUGGAAGGUGUGGGGCGGCUCCUUGAGCACUGCAAGUCCAAGCCGGAGCUCAUCACCGCCAACCUGGUCCAGGUCUUCGAUGCUUUCACCCCAAGGCUUCAGGAUUCCAACAAGAAAGUGAACCAGUGGGCGCUGGAGUCCCUCACCGAGAUGAUUCCCCUCCUCGGAGAGAGCUUGCACCCCAUGCUGCUCUCCAUCAUCGUCGCCGUUGCAGACAACCUCAACUCCAAGAACUCGGGGAUUUAUGCUGCCGCUGUGUCUGCACUGGACGCGAUGAUCGAGAGUCUGG
Molecule: messenger RNA, 623 nt
Organism: Myotis lucifugus (little brown bat)
Lineage: Eukaryota; Metazoa; Chordata; Mammalia; Chiroptera; Vespertilionidae
Product: TOG array regulator of axonemal microtubules protein 2-like
Exons: 4
Biological process (GO): microtubule cytoskeleton organization
Cellular component (GO): cytoplasmic microtubule; cilium
Molecular function (GO): microtubule binding
Source: RefSeq, a predicted model, not a curated record